Molecule: messenger RNA, 1197 nt
Organism: Lecanosticta acicola
Lineage: Eukaryota; Fungi; Ascomycota; Dothideomycetes; Mycosphaerellales; Mycosphaerellaceae
Source: the annotation of a GenBank genome assembly
AUGCGCGCUUGCCGCACCUAUUACUGCAGUACCAAAUGCCAGUCUGCCCACAAGAAGAUUCAUGAUGGCGUCUGCAUCAAUAUGAAUAUUCGGAAGGAGUUGCUUCGCUCCGGCGAGCUUCUCAAGACAAUCUUCUUCCAGCUCCGAAAGGCGACCUAUGACAUCAAGGUCAGGGCGGUCGGCAAAAACGAGCAGGGUACAAUAUUGGUCUUUGAGGACGAGUACGCAGCAAACUACGGAGAUGGACCUCUCUAUCCCUUCCCAAGAGCCUUCGCCGACGGUUCCAACGAGGAGCGGGCACUACUCGCGUACCUGAGUUGCUCGGAUAUCUUCAUAUUCCUGGACGAGCUCAGCAAGAGCUUACUCGGAGGUAUGAGAUCUUGCCCUAGCUUGCACAAUGGAGACUGACACGUUGCCUCCACAGGGAUCACUACCGUCAUGCAGGAAGCAGACUUCGGCUUCGAUCAAGACCGCUUCCUCGUUCGUCGCAUCUCACCAUACGGAAGAGCAGAAGAUCACAGCAGAUACAUGCAUAGCGCACUUGCCAUUGAGGCAAAGGACGGAGAAGCAUACAUCGUCGACGUCUCCGGCGCCCAGUAUGGCCAACACCAAACCGUGGUACCAUUCGGUCAGUACAUGAGCGACUUCGCCACCAAGAUCAUCAAGAUCACAUCUCACGGUCAUAUGGCCCUCAAAGCCAGAGCUGUCCACGAGGGCUACAGAGACCGGCCGGUGGACAUUUCCGCGUGGAUGUCUGGAACCGCCGGAAACUUCGAUUACCGUCCUUUGCAGAUGCAGUACAAAGUGAAAGAGCGCAUUCUCGCCGCGGUCAAGGAAUGGGAGAUGCUGAACAACUUGACUCUCCACGAUCUUCUGGGUUGCGAUCAGGAGCGCUUCGAGGCCUGCAAGAGUUCGCUACUGGCCAAGACUGAUGAUGACGUGCGAUCGUUCUUAGCAAAAUGGGAGGAGGAUGGUUGCAAGCUCGAGCCUCGCGUCCGCAAGGAAGACGAAGAGGCCCCUUCGUGGGUACAAGACUUGCGUAUGGAUGAGGACGACGAAAACAUUCCACAGAUGAGCGAGUUGGAAGAGCAGUCUCGGGCCAGUCAGAGAUAUUCGGACGACAAGAAGGCUGAGUGCAGCGCUCUACUUGCCAGCAGGUUCGGGCAACAGUAUGCGAAUUUCUUCAAGGGGCUGUAG